Molecule: messenger RNA, 4915 nt
Organism: Hypanus sabinus (Atlantic stingray)
Lineage: Eukaryota; Metazoa; Chordata; Chondrichthyes; Myliobatiformes; Dasyatidae
Product: zinc finger protein 850-like
Exons: 2
Coding region: 807-2855 (682 amino acids)
Biological process (GO): regulation of transcription by RNA polymerase II
Molecular function (GO): DNA-binding transcription factor activity; RNA polymerase II cis-regulatory region sequence-specific DNA binding
Source: RefSeq, a predicted model, not a curated record
UAUGUGGUGUUAAAACUGUAACACUUUAAGUUAAUAAUACACAAAAGAAGAUCCCAGCUGCAAGUCAAGAAAAACUAAUUGUGUGAGAGUGUUUCAGUUACUGUGGGGCCAGGAACCCAUGCAGCUCAGCAUGAACAGGGAAUAAUACCAAUGGAGAGAGUCAAGCUGAGCCAGGAGACGGCAGAAAUGCCCCAUUCUUAUAGAGACAGGAAGAGCAUCAGGGAAUUGAUGGUCAUUCCAGAUGCCAGCACUCUGCCCAGACAGGAGAUGAUUUCUCUGUCCAACUUUUGUUGAACCUCACUGUAACAGUGUGAUACCAGAUGAAACCUUGGCAACUCCAGUAAUCUCAUCUGAAAUGUUGUCCUACACCCAUUGAUGGAUUUUUAAAAUCUUUUUACAGGUUAAAAGUGAGAAGGAAUUUGUCUCCAGGAAGCUCAAACACGGCACACCAGUUUUGUUGUCUCUGUCUAGAUAUUUAAGAAGUGGAGCAAGGGAUCCAAUUGACCACCCUUCCUGCUCAGACUGUGGGGAGGGAUUCACUCGGUCAUUUGACCAACUGACACACCUGGAAUUUACACAGGAGAAAGGCCUUUCACCUGCUCAGACAGUGGGAAUGGAUUCCCUCUGUCAUCACAAUUGAAGGUACAUCAGCAAAUUCACACUGGACAAGGCCAUUCACCUGUUCUGUGUGUGAGAAGGGGUUCAGUUGGUCAUCCUACCUGUGGACACACCAGUCAGUUCACACUGGGCAGAGGCUGGUCAUCUGCUGAAUUUCUGGGAAAGGAUUCACUCAGUCAUCUGACCUAAUGGCUCACCAGCGGGUUCACACUGGGGAGAAGCCAUUCACCUGCUCAGAGUGUGGGAAAGGAUUUACACAGUCAUCUACCCUACUGGUACAUCAGCGAGUUCACACUGGGGAGAAGCCAUUCUCCUGCUCAGAAUGUGGGAAGGGAUUCACUCAGUUAUCUCACCUACAGAGUCACCAGCAAGUUCACACCAGGGAGAAAGCGUUCACCUGCUCAGAAUGUGGGAAGAGAUUCACUCACUCAUCCACCCUACAGAGACACCAGCAAGUUCACACUGGGGUGAAGCCAUUCACCUGCUCAGUCUGUGGGAAAGGAUUCACUCAGUCAUCUACCUUACUGGUACAUCAGCAAGUUCACACUGGGGAGAAGCCUUUCACCUGCUCAGUCUGUGGGAAGAGAUUCACUAAUUUAUCCAGCCUACAGAGACAUCAGCGAGUUCACACUGGGGAGAAGCCAUUCACCUGCUCAGUCUGUGGGAAGAGAUUCACUAAUUUAUCCAGCCUACAGAAACAUCAGCGAGUUCACACUGGGGAGAGGCCGUUUACCUGCUCAGAAUGUGGGAAGAGAUACGCUGACUCUUCCACCCUACAGAGUCAUCAGCGAGUUCACACUGGGGAGAGGCCAUUCAUCUGCUCAGUCUGUGGGAAAGGAUUCACUUGGUCAUCUGAUUUACGGAGUCAUCAGCGAGUUCACACUGGGGAGAAGCCGUUCACCUGUUCAGAAUGUGGGAAGAGAUUCACUCAUUCAUCUCACCUACAGAGUCAUCAGCGACUUCACACUGGGGAGAGGCCGUUCAUCUGCUCAGUCUGUGGGAAGGGAUUCACUCGGUUAGCUAACCUACAGAGACACCAGCGAGUUCACACUGGGGAGAGGCCUUUCACCUGCUCAGAAUGUGGGAAGGGAUUCACUCAGUUAUCUCACCUACAGAGUCACCAGCAAGUUCACACCGGGGAGAAAGCGUUCACCUGUUCAGAAUGUGGGAAGAGAUUCACUCGCUCAUCCACCCUACAGAGACACCAGCGAGUUCACACUGGAGAGAAGCCAUUCACCUGCUCAGUCUGUGGGAAAGGAUUCACUGAAUCAUCUACCCUACUGGUACAUCAGCGAGUUCACACUGGGGAGAAGCCGCAAUUCACCUGCUCAGACUGUGGGAAGAGAUUCACUCAGUCAUCUCACCUCCUGGCACACCAACGUGUUCACACAGGAGAGAGGCCAUUCACCUGCUCAGACUGUGAGAAGGGAUUCACUCGAUCAUCUCACCUACUGGUUCACCAACGUGUUCACACUAGAGAGAGGCCAUUCACCUGCCCAGACUGUGGGAAGGGAUUCAGUCAGUUAUCUGUACUGAAGGUACAUCAGCGAGUUCACACUGGAGAGAGGCCAUUCAACUGCUCAGACUGUGGGAAGGGAUUUACUCAAUCAUUUCACCUACUGAGACACCAGUCAGUUCACACUGGGAAGAAGCCAUUCACCUGCUCGGAUUGUGGGAAGAGAUUUACUCAGUUAUACAACCUACAGAGUCACCAGCGAGUUCACACUGGGGAGAAGCCAUUCACCUGCUCAGACUGUGGGAAAAGAUUCACUUCGUCAUCUCAACUGAAGGUACAUCAGCGAGUUCAUACUGGGGAGAGGCCGUUCACCUGCUCAGACUGUGGGAAGGGAUUCACUCGGUCAUUUGAACUGAAGGUACAUUGGCGAGUUCACACUGGGGUGUGGCUGUUCACCUGCUCAGACUGUGAGAAGGGAUUCACUCAGUCAUCCAACCUACAGAGUCACCAACACGUUCACACUGGGGAGAGGCCAUUCACCUGCUCAGACUGUGGCAAGGGAUUCAGUAGUUCAUCCACCCUACAGAGACAUCUGCGAGUUCACACUGGGGAGAAGCCAUUCACCUGCUCGAAGUGUGGGAAGGGAUUCACACAAUUAUCUGAUCUACAAAAUCACCAGCGAGUUCACACUGGGGAGAGGCCGUUCACCUGCUCAGAAUGUGGCAAAGGAUUCACUCAGUCAUCUAAUCUACUGAGACACCAGCGAGUUCACAAUGGGUAGAGGCCAUUCACCUGCUCAGUCUUUGGGAAGAGAUUCUCUCGGCCACCUCCACCAAAUGUGCAUCAUUGUCAAGUCAAACUUGAGUUUCAGGAAGGUAUUAAGGAAGAGCAAGACUGCACUGGCAGAGAGGACGGAACCUACUGCCUGAGGGCGGUUUCUGCCCAGAACAUUUGGGCGGACCCCGCAGCGUCACAGUGGCAGUCCAAGAGCAGCAUAACAUCGGCAGCCAGGAGUAGCGUCACAACCCGCGGUAAGAUGCCGAACUUUAAAUAAUUGUUGAGACUGUUUCAGGGAAAGGAGCACUGCUGUCACUGCGUUUGGGUUAACUCCGCCAUCGGGUCAUCGCACGCAGGCACUUCUUGAAAACGAUGCGAGGCUUAAGAAGAGCUUGUGAACCUUCGAGAGAGUUCACCCAGUUUGGAACCAUAACGGUCCAGUAGAGAAACGGAGGUGCAGGUCCAAAAUCGUCUCCGAAGUCCAACAGGCAGCCAGUUUUUCACCUAAUCCUAAUGUUACUACCACUGCCUUAUGACUAUCCUUGACUAGACUAAUGACUGACUUACCGCUGAUUAUUUAUGACUACUGACUAAUAAUUACCAACUGCCACACUUGCGAAAAUAAAAAUAAAAAAGGAAAAAGAAAGGAAAAGGUCAUUGAGUGGAAUCCGGUUAAAACCUUCGGGUAGGCGUAUUCAGUCCCUUUCAAGUGGGGAAGCUGCACAUGGAGCAAGAACUCCGACUUGACAGUGAAAAACUGGUUGACAGUGAAAAUACUGCUUAACAGCACUGUUUGACCAGGAAACAGAAAUCUGGGAGCUUUGAACUGGACCAGCAAGAGCAAUAACCUGGAGUCCUGAAAAAGGAAGGAAAUCAAGUUCAGAUAAAACAACAUCAAAGCAUCACUAAAAAGUUGUACUCUCACCUGUGAACAGCCAGCAGAUGGAAUCAAACAUGGCUGAUCAAACUAUUGGGAAAUCAGUUGAGCAGCUCAAGCUAGAGAGAAUGACAUCAAAAAGAUUGUUUUCUUGUUUGGCCAGCAGCAUUACCAGGACCUAUGAAGACAUGUCUGAAGAGGAGCUCAGAGUGAGUUUCAAUAAACUCACAAUAGAAGCCGAGAAAGUCAUGAAAGCCAAUGAUGAUGCGGAGGCCGGACUCACUGCAGAACGGGAGGCGGUGCUGAACACAUAGAAAGUAGCUGUGUUAACUGAACAGCAAAAAGCUGACCUGGCAAAGACGGCAAAUGAGUGUGAGUUGAAACUGAAGGAAAUCAGAAUCCGGGAGACUCUUUGGACCAACUUUGGAAAUGUUGAGUUGCUCACCGUACUACAAGCAGCAGAGGAUGAAUGUGAAGACGUCACUGCUGUACAACCCGAUGGCCACCAGGAGGCGUAUGGCUUCAUGCUUAACCAUCUGCAAGGACUGGUAAAGACAGUGAAGAAGGUGGGAACGAUGGAACCGGCCAGGGGAUCGGAAGCACCUUCAGAGUCGCCUAAAGGGGCUCGAACUCCAAAUCCCCAAGCUGGUUUCCAAGAAGGCCCACUUCAUACAGGCAAGGAGAAAGGAGGAUGCUGAAAGACUAACACUGACGGCAUUGGGCUUUUCCUCCAAUUUUCCCACGCCAGCCAUCAGACUGAAACCGACGGCCCUUCCCAAGUUUACUGGCAGCACACGUGAUUUUCACAGGUGGAGAAAGGACUGGGAAGCACUCCAGAGGCAGCGAGAGCCGACCGGUUCAAGAGAGGUGAAAAAGAUUCAACUGCUGGACAGUCUUGACGACAAAGUCAGAAGAGACCUUCGCCUCAAAACUUAUAAAACUGCAGAAGUCAUCUUCUGUGUUCUAGAAAACCGCUAUGGAAAUGGAGUGUGGAAAUCGGAAGUGGGAUAGUAUUGUUACAGAAUGCGAGCUAAAAUGCGGGGGUUGUGGCUGCGGAAACUGCCAGCCAGGCGGCAAAGGAAUGACUCUUGCUGAAGAGAGGGAACUUGUAUACAAAUUCAUAUACAAAAAAAAAUCAAAGCAAUAGUGAUAAGGGAGAAAGAAAGGCAUGAAUAUUGACUUCUCUA